AUGAACAAACGACACCAUAAGCACGUGAGUCGCUAUACCACUAUUACUACUACUACUACUACUACUACUACUACUACUACUACUACUACUACUACUACUACUACUACUACUACUACUACUACUACUACUACUACUACUACUACUACUACUACUACUACUACUACUACUACUACUACUACUACUACUACUACUACUACUACUACUACUACUACUACUACUACUACUACUACUACUACUACUACUACUACUACUACUACUACUACUACUACUACUACUACUACUACUACUACUACUACUACUACUACUACUACUACUACUACUACUACUACUACUACUACUACUACUACUACUACUACUACUACUACUACUACUACUACUACUACUACUACUACUACUACUACUACUACUACUACUACUACUACUACUACUACUACUACUACUACUACUACUACUACUACUACUACUACUACUACUACUACUACUACUACUACUACUACUACUACUACUACUACUACUACUACUACUACUACUACUACUACUACUACUACUACUACUACUACUACUACUACUACUACUACUACUACUACUACUACUACUACUACUACUACUACUACUACUACUACUACUACUACUACUACUACUACUACUACUACUACUACUACUACUACUACUACUACUACUACUACUACUACUACUACUACUACUACUACUACUACUACUACUACUACUACUACUACUACUACUACUACUACUACUACUACUACUACUACUACUACUACUACUACUACUACUACUACUACUACUACUACUACUACUACUACUACUACUACUACUACUACUACUACUACUACUACUACUACUACUACUACUACUACUACUACUACUACUACUACUACUACUACUACUACUACUACUACUACUACUACUACUACUACUACUACUACUACUACUACUACUACUACUACUACUACUACUACUACUACUACUACUACUACUACUACUACUACUACUACUACUACUACUACUACUACUACUACUACUACUACUACUACUACUACUACUACUACUACUACUACUACUACUACUACUACUACUACUACUACUACUACUACUACUACUACUACUACUACUACUACUACUACUACUACUACUACUACUACUACUACUACUACUACUACUACUACUACUACUACUACUACUACUACUACUACUACUACUACUACUACUACUACUACUACUACUACUACUACUACUACUACUACUACUACUACUACUACUACUACUACUACUACUACUACUACUACUACUACUACUACUACUACUACUACUACUACUACUACUACUACUACUACUACUACUACUACUACUACUACUACUACUGAUAUCGACUUCAUUUUGAGAUUUUCUGAGUAA
This is a messenger RNA of Schistosoma intercalatum, 1413 nucleotides long. Lineage: Eukaryota; Metazoa; Platyhelminthes; Trematoda; Strigeidida; Schistosomatidae. The record is from the annotation of a GenBank genome assembly.